CCGCCCUUAAGCCUGGCCGGGCCGCUUCCCCGCAUACGUCAUUGGAAAAGAAAACGGAGUGCAUGCCCCGACUGUCGUUCAUUCUAAGCUGUGGCUCCGCGCAUUGCACCUCCUCCAGCACACCACUGGUCACUACCCCGAUAUUUAACCAUACGACUGGAUACUUUUAACCUCUGAAAUCGCCUCAUUUUAAGCACACCAGUGACUUAUGUGUGUGUUAGAGGAACUGUACUAGAGAGUGGUGAGUGUUGGCGCUUAGUGCUCGUAUCGCGGCUGUGUGUGUGUGUGCGACACUCGCUUCGCCCCUCCCCCCUCCUCCUCAGCUUGGUGAAGUGCGAGUAUUUUUAGUGAUCUUAAAUGCAUGGCUACGAGGCUACUGCAGCUUAUGCCCCUGAGUUGGUCACGGAUAAACACUGGUUUAGUUUGCUCCUUGGCAAGGCAAGAGCUGACUACUCCCCUCCUCCUCCGCCUCACCUCCAGGAUAUGAAGCUGCGAGAGGGAGGGUUCGGCACAAUGGGGAGCAGCUCGCAGUACUGUCUCCGCUGGAACAACCACCGAAACAAUCUGCUGGCGGCCUUCGACCAGCUCCUGCACGUGGAGGCAUUCACCGACGUAACACUGGCGUGUGAAGAGGGUGUCACGCUCCACGCCCAUCGCCUAGUCCUCGCUGCAUGCUCCUCCUACUUCCAGUCACUCUUCGUCAACGCCUGCGCUGCCAACCACCCCAUCGUGGUGCUGAAGGAUGUGCGGGCGUGCGACAUGCGGGCCCUGCUCGAAUACAUGUAUCGCGGCGAGGUAAACGUCGAGCACGACGCCCUACAGGGCCUCCUUAAAGUGGCUGAGAGCCUCAAGGUCAAGGGCCUAGUGGAGGAACUGGGCAAUGACACGGCCACCCGCCGCCUACCGUCCCCACACGAGGCCGCCCGCCCACCCAUUGCCCCAGUGGAUACCCGCCUUCACCAGGAACUGCCUCGUUCUCGACCAGAGCCGCCCACCUCCACCGCCCCCCCGUCUGUCUCUACCCAUGAACAGGUCCGCCUGUCUUCCCCUACACCUCCCCCCUACUCGCUGCCCCUACCAAGUCUCCCUCCACACCGCCCACAACAUCGCCCAGACCACAGAGACCACCGCCCAGACCACAGGGACCACAGAGACCUUCGUUUAGACCUCAGGGACCACAGAGAACACCGAGACAUCCGUGAACUAGACCUUCGCGAGAGCCGUGACCUUCGUGAUCUACGAGACCAUCUACUAGACCAUAUGAGAGAUCCACGGGAGAGCCACGAGCCCAGAGAUACCCACACACCCGGGAGCCUCGACUCAGAAACCCGCCAGUCCCUCUCACUAAUCCCCCCAAUGCCUCACAUGAAUCCACACUGCCCAGACUCUCCGCCACACAAACGCAAACGGCCUCCCAUGUUAGCUGACCCCAUGCUCUCCCCGACACCCAUCCUGCGCACGGCCUUAGGACACACCCACGGGUUCCACGGGCCCGACAUGAGCUCGUUGGUGUCCCUGGCCUCGUCCAUAAUGCCCCUGCCCGGCCUCCUCAGCUCACACGUGCCCCAGCUCAUGACACACGACCAUCGUGACCACAUGGAGUCUCCAUACGGAAUCACCACCAAGAAGGAGCUUCACGAUGAUGAGUCGCGAACCUUCUCUGACAUAUCACGAGAGGACGAACAGGAUAAAAUAAAGCUCGAGUCGCUAGCCAAUGGACCUCUGCUGCCAGACUUCAACCCUUACCAUCUGGACCCAAAUGGCUCCUCACACUACAGCAACUUUGUCAGUUAUGUUCCGACCCCAAAGCCAGAGUGGAAGAGAUACAAACAGUACACCAAAGCAGAUCUCAUGGAUGCUAUUGAAGCAGUAAAAAAUGGCAUGACGGCUUUACAGGCCUCUCGGAAGUACAAAGUACCAUCACGAACACUUUAUGAUAAAAUCAAGAAGAUGGGCAUCCAUACUUUGCCCCGUCGUCUGCCAAGCAAAAAGCCCUCCCCAUCUAGCACUGACCUUGAUGGAGGAGCUCCUGAACCCCAUACCCCACAGGAGGCAACAGAGACUCCAUCACAGGACAGAGACUCUCUUCAACAGGACCAUGAGAAGCGGCUAAGUAAAAGUCUACCAAGUGAUGAAGAUGACCAUUCAACGUCUGGAGCACCCACAGUAGAUGAUGAAGAGGAGUCCUCCGCUUCAACCCCAGCUGUAGGCUCCUUCUCUCUUGUUGGUCGCAAGAUGUAUGAAAAUGGAAGUGGAGGGGAGACCUCAGCCACACCUCUUGACCUGACAGACACAGACUCACUUUUAUCUAAGAGACCAGAAAUAGAGGAACGUGCUUAAAGAAGUAAAACAGGUUACAAUUUGUAUAUUCCUGUCACUUCAAAUCAGGUCCAAAUGACCUUGACAUUUAAGUCAGGUAGAUAGGUUCAGGUGGUCUAUUCCCUUUUGGAUUGUGUCACAGUUUAGUUGACCCAGUUCUGUAGGUCGAACCACUGUUUGCACUCAGGUUAUCUGGGGUCGUCUCAGCAACCAGUCAAAGUCUUGGCAAUGGGUCCAAUAAAGUGGCCCUGGGAAAGAGGCUGACCUCCAGCUAGGGUUGUGAUCUCCCCGCUCCACAGUUAGUUGAAGAUAGUUUCCAAAUUGUAGGGUAUUAUUUAUUUUUCUGUAUUAUACAAGCAUUUACAAAAUCAGGAAAGUUAUUUAACCAUCACAAUUUGGAAACAACAUUACUAAUUUCAUUCCAAAUACAAUUAUUCUUAUAUUAUGAAUGUACCAACAAUCCUGGGCCACCUACAGCUUCAUCGGCAAUGGACACAGUCCAUAUGCUUGACAUAGCUCAGGGUAUUCCCGCCUUUCAACAGCUCAUGCCGUAGUCAAAAGAUGAGAACAAAAUUUCUUGUGUAAGCAGCCAACUGCAAUAUGAAUGUCUAAAAUACUCAAUCCAUCACAUGGGAAUAUAAAUCUUACAUACAGUCAUAGAUAUGUUGAGUAAUUCAGUCAGUUUAUGGAGAAUCCUCUGCAUACAAAAUACUGUAAUUGUUAAUUGCAGAACAGGUCAACAUUUAGUGAGACUGGGCGGGAGUGUCCACAUACUCUUGUGUCUGUGACUCUUCUGCUGGUGGACUGGCAGAAGAACUGUGGGUGCAUUAGGGUGGCAGUUCGGCAGGAGCUAAGGGAAAUUUACAUUGAUUUAAUAAUCAACUGUAUUUGUGUAACAAAGUGUAAUACAAAUAUCUGCUGAUUCUUAUUUAUCAUGAAUUAAACAUAUGAUAUAUGCUGUCCUAAUUAUAAUGUAAAUAAAAUAAGAUAUGAGUCUCUUGUCAACUACAUACCUGUUUCUUGCCAUCUGAAGGCCCCUUUUCACUAUGUGGUAAUCAAAACUUACCUAAUGUAACUCACCAUUUCCCAAAACUAGUGAAUGUAUCCAUAGUUGUAAGAUUGCAAUUUUUCUUGCUCUUGAUGUAUACUGAAAUACCUCACCUAAACCAAGGACAAUUGUAUACGACCCACACUUUGAAAAUUAAUUACGCUAGAAAAGUAUACGAUCAGAAUUAUAUAUCUAUAUAUAUAUAUGUUCAGAUUUAGCUACGGUCUUAAUGAAUGCUUAGGUUUAGUACGAACAGUUGUGUGUGAAUUAGAAGUUGUUUUUUUGUUAUAUUUUAGUGUGGAUGAUAUUGUAGAUUUAGGUGUCAUGUGAGUAUACGAGUGGUAAGAAAUUGAGCUAUCCAUUUUCACCACAAAGACUCUGGUUGUUAAGAAGCUACAUUCUGACAUAACACAGAUCAUUUUAAGGGAAUUCUCUUAAAAAACAAUUAGAAAAUAAGGAUCUGUGUGAAUUAUCAGACUGUAAGUGCAGAAGAUAUGAGAAGAGAACUCUUGUGAAGUUUCUGUGAUUGUAAUGAGCAGUGCGAUGCUGAGAGCGAGUAGCCGCGGUCCAAGACAGUCUUGUGUGUGUCUUCCCCUUUCCUUUAUGAUUGAACAAAGGAAGUAAAAGAAGUUGAAGGAAGUGCAUGGCUUGAUAAAAACGUAAAUAGAAAGAGAUGGUGUUUAAGGUAUGAGUGGAUGGCAGUGGUACACCUGUCCGCUUAAAAUCUGUGAGGUUAAAUAAAAGUCUUGUUCAUAAGACACUUUAUGUUUGAAUUCAUGACACUUUGAUACCUUGCAUACAUCACUGCAAAAUUAGACUUAUUAUAUGUAUAGGAAUAUAUAAGAAUCUGAACUACUGUGGAGGAGAAUUACAUCGACUUAGAAUUAAGGAUCUGGCCAUAUUAGGUCUACUGUGUUGCAAUUUUGAGAGGUAGAGAAAUCAUGGAUAUUUAAAAUUGGUAUCUGUUUGCAAAGAAUGCUCAGCAAAAUUGCACCCUAAAUGUUGUUAUACUAAACAACAGUUGUGUCAUCACCAAUCACAUUUCAAAUAUACAGUAUAUCACUGAAAACAGAAGAACAUUACCACACACAUACAGGUAUAUUAAUAAAACCUCAUGUGCAUGUUCUUGUGUAUGUGCAUAUACACAUGCACACAAUUAUGCACAUACAGACAUGUACUCUGGACAUGCAUAUGUAUACUUGCCAACAAAAGUCCUGUUGCCUCACCAAUCACUUCAUGAACCCAAUGAUACAGAGGCCUGUGAGGUAUCUAUAUCACUGGGUUCAUGAAGAGGCAGGUGAGGCAACAGGACUUUUGUUGGUGAGUGUACACAGACACAUGCAUUUAUAUGCACACUCAUACAUAUGCCCAUGUAUAUGUAGACAUUCAUGCACACAUACAGUACUGUACAUCUAAACAAAAUCUACAGACAUGUGAUAUGUAUAAACAUACAUAAGCAUACACACACCAGUUUCAGUGUAUGUUUACAUUGUGUUCACAUACAAAAUGCAAGUCAACCAGACCUUAAGGAUUUAAAGAAUCAAUUCUUUGUGACAUUGGUUCAAGGAUAACAUACAUAUUACAUAGAAAUUGCAAUACUGUGUCAGUAAAUAUUCAAUAUUUUCAGAGCUCAAAUAAAUCUAAGUCCAGUCAGUUAAGAAGAAAAUAUACUGUAGUUUGUAAACUUUUAUUUAAUGCUAAAGGUGUUUAUUAUUACUGUAUUGCCAAGACAAGUAAAAUAAUUAUAUCAUCACAUACUGCA
This is a messenger RNA of Homarus americanus (American lobster), 5129 nucleotides long. RefSeq lists its product as uncharacterized. Gene Ontology annotation, molecular function: protein binding; DNA binding. Bases 358 to 2340 code for a protein of 660 amino acids. Lineage: Eukaryota; Metazoa; Arthropoda; Malacostraca; Decapoda; Nephropidae. Gene Ontology annotation, biological process: regulation of transcription by RNA polymerase II. Gene Ontology annotation, cellular component: nucleus. The record is from RefSeq and is a predicted model, not a curated record. The transcript is spliced from 5 exons.